This is a messenger RNA of Dreissena polymorpha, 5183 nucleotides long. RefSeq names its product conserved oligomeric Golgi complex subunit 1-like. The record is from RefSeq and is a predicted model, not a curated record. Gene Ontology annotation, biological process: intra-Golgi vesicle-mediated transport. The coding region runs from base 60 to 2993 and encodes 977 amino acids. NCBI's taxonomy places the organism in Eukaryota, Metazoa, Mollusca, Bivalvia, Myida, Dreissenidae. The transcript is spliced from 29 exons. Gene Ontology annotation, cellular component: COG complex; Golgi apparatus.
CUUAUGCGAAACGCUCUCGAGUCACGGACUCGUGACGAUGUUGUCCUACUAUCUGUUAAAUGGUCUACCCGCAUAUAAAUCGGUUAACAUUCGCCCUGCCUGUCCAGGAGAUGGACUCUAACCGGCUGUUUGAGGUACAUACCAUUGAAGAGAUACGAGGGAUCGAGAAGAGAACAAGGUCUGACAUAGAAAGAAAAAAGGAAGAUUUGAGAACUAUGGUUGGAGAGCGGUACCGUGACUUGAUUGAAGCUGCAGACACCAUAGCUGAGAUGAAGAAUAGCGCUUUAAAUGUGAUGUCUACCAUAAGCAACAUAGAAGGUUUGUGCAAGGAGCUCAAGCAGAGUCACAUGAUAUCAGGGUCUGCCAAGCACCGCAAGAACAAGCUUGAGUUAGAUAACAGAAGAAAAGAGGAAGCCAGAUUCCACGAGGUUUCAUCCCAGAUUAAGCUGCUUCUUGAUAUGCCGGAAAAAAUUUGGACAUAUUUAGAUAACGAGGACUUCCUGUCUGCUAGCAGACUGUACCUGCUGUCCCAGCACAUUAACACCAGUCUGCAUCUCAACUCCCAGAAUGCAUCCAACUUCCUGUACUGGUUCCCAGUCCUUACUCGGCAAUGGGCAGCUAUCAGCCACUUUAAAUCCACCAUCUUGCAGGGAUGCAGGCAGGUCAUCAAAGAGUCUUCUGUUUCUGACCAGAAAAUAGCAGAGAGUCUAUGCUCAAUACUGCUGUUGGAGAACUCCAAUCCAAGACAAGUCUUCAAUGAAUUCCUCCUGGCUCGAACAUCUGCCAUCCAGGCCCUGUUCCAGGCUGGUACCAGUAGCACCAAGGAGCUUGUGUGUUCUGUCGUCCAGCUCAUCUCUACAACUAUACACCAGAUCUAUGCCGUCUUCUACAACAAUGAAGGGGCUGAAGACAAAGAUUUAGAAUCAGCAAAUUUGCUUUUGAAAAGUCUUGUAAAAGUGACCAGUGAAAAACUUCAUGAGAGCGGGCUGGUUGAUUUCCAAAGUUCAGCGUCUUCCAAGUCUCUGCCCAAGUCUGUCACUGAGUUCUGUCCCAGUCACAAGUCCGUGUCCAUGGGCGUGUCUGAGAGUCAUCUCCAUGACAACUGUAAACAAUGGAUUCACACCUGUACAACAGACAUCAAGACAGGGGUCGGCAAGCUCUUGAACUACGUGAAGACGGUCAAGCACCUUGCAGCAAUCCGUGAUGCAGUGUGGGACAUGAUGCAUCAGGAUAGCAACCAGGUGACCUGGGAGGGGGUGUGUCUGAAGGUGCUCAAUGAACCCCUCUACAUCUGGCAGGACCUCAUCAGGCCCCUCUUUGUGGACAGAGUUAAGACCCUGAUUCAACAGCAGUUUGAAGCCACAGUAGACAUGACUAGAAAACAGAUUGGCAAGAUCAUCACAGAGGUGGACUCUCCACAAGGAAGUUCCCUGGUGUCGGAGGCGGACAUGGGCUCCUAUGUGUGGUCAGAGAGCCCGGGAGACCUCGCCCCCAACACGGCCUGGGGCACUGCGGGCUCCCGUACUCUGCUGGAGAGUGGGGGGCUGAUGAUGAAGGCCAAGGCUUACACACCCGUCAUACAGAGCUUCUGCAAAAGUGUUGACGAGAAGCUUAAAAGCAUUGAGGUGGACUAUAAGUUUUAUAUCUUCUCUGAUGUUGAUACAUUGUGUGUUACUGUGGAAACCCAGCCUUUCAACAGAUAUGCAGACUCUGUUUCCCUUCUGAACUAUGUGCAGGUGUCCUGUUUGGAGAGUGUGAACAGCCUGAUGGAGUACCUUACUCAGCUACUGGGGGAGUGCAGAACAGCCCUGGCAGCUGUCACUGAGCGUCAGAACACAGUAGGAAACAAGCUGUUACUGACAGGCCGGCUAUGUGCAGCUCUGUGUGACCUGACACCUCAUCUGAGGCAGAACAUGCUGGGCAGGGACCAGAUAGCAUCCACUGAUGGUUCCAGAUCCUUGUUGAAGAAAUCAGUGAGUGCUCGGUCACCUGGACAACAGGAAAUGAACGCUGUUUGGGAAGACGUGAAGUCACGCUUCACUGAACUGCAGCAGUCUGUCUACAGGGUGUGGAUUGACCACGUGGUUGCUACGUCUCUGACUGGUUUCACUGCUGCAGUCCACUCCAACACUACAGCUGAUUUAGUUCAAACAUGCUCGAAGUGGGAGGAGGUGUCAAUAGAGGAGGAGACAGAGGACGGCAAGAAAGUCUCUUCAAAGAUAUCAGUGCCCAUGCAGGCCUCCUGGUAUGUGAUGUCAUUGCUAUAUGGGCUGUGUCGUGACCUUAACAACAUGGGAGGACAUGCCCUGGCAAGGGGUGUGCUGGAGUACCUCGUGUACAGCGUGUCAGACGGCAUGGUGUCAGUCUAUGCAUGCCUGGUGAACCAGUCUAGCUCCAGUAAGGAACCAGUCCUCACACAACAGAGGGCUCUGCAACUUCUAUUUGAUGUGAAAUUUCUUCGACUUAUCAUUCCUCGUAAAGACGAUGCAGCGGAGAGCCGUGUGUAUCAGGAGAGACUGGACGGAAUAGUGGGGUCCCUAGAGGAGCAUGUGGACCCCUUUGACCUGGAUGUGUUCAGCCCCUACAUGCAGGCCAACCUGAACAAGAUGCUGCACAGGACAUCGGUGUUGCUGGGAGGGCUUACCAGUCUAGACAGGAUGGGCCUGUACUCAGUGACCUCUCGACCCCCGGCCGGUACCCAACAGGAGCAACACAACGUCAUGCUGCUUUCAACCUGUCAGAGCAGGUUCCCCCUUUUACCACUCUCCACGCAGCAGACGAGAUUUAGUGCGACGCAACCAGUGGUCCCACAGACUUUGUAUUGGGGAGGGGACACGGGAGGUGCGAGUCUCAAGGAGACAGCCGCUGCUGUGCUGCCUCAGUCUGGAUCACAGAAGAUGGGAACCAGCUCCUCAUUCUACGACAAGAUAGGAACCGGCCUGGGCAGCAUGACCGAUAUUUCUAACUGGUUCUCUACCAUUGGAUCAAAGUGAUGAGGGACACGCACUAAAAACAAAAAUUGACUGCGAAUCAUGAUAAAAAAUUGGAAUAUUUAAAGUGUUUGUGGAUUUUGUGAUACAGUACCAGAUAGUUGUGACUUCGGAAUUCAGAUGGCUUUACAACUGCUAGCACAGUUUGGGUAUUACUUUAGAGAAACAAUUAUUGUUUAUGUAUUAUUAUUAUUCUCUAUUAUUUUUUACUGUAAUUACUGCCUUGGAGUGUAAUUUAUUUAAAAGACAUGUUAUAUUUUAAUAUUGAUUUAUUUAUGUUUGUAUAAUGUGGUUUUAUUUAACAUGAUUAAAUUAAAGAUCCAUAAACACUGCCCAAUACUAUUAUGCUAUAUGAAAAUUUCCAGCAAAAGUGUGAUACGAAUGUUAAUUAGAAUAGGAAAACCCUAAAACAAGUAACAUUGGUGUAAAAAUGUUAAAAUACAAACAUCCUGCAACUUUGUAGCAUCUAAAAAUCAUUUCACGAUGUCAUCUUGUUUCGUUUUACAGAUGAUCUUUAGUCAGGAUCAGAUUAUUGCGUUUUGCUUUUAUUUACAUAAUUCGGAGCUCACUAGCAGGCUUGUGCUUUCUAUUAGAUCAAUGACUUUUUUAAUAGAUUACUGGCAAAUUCAAAAUCAUUGGAAAACCCGAUCCUUUCCUUGACACAGUUCAAUUCACUUAUGUAUUGCCCCACAUACACUUUCAUUUUUGCACGCUCCCUUUUUUAUGCUCCCCAUAUAUAUAUAUAUAUAUAUAUAUAUAUAUAUAUAUAUAUAUAUAUAUAUAUAUAUAUAUAUAUAUAUAUAUAUGGGUAGCAUAUAGUUGCCAGUUUGUCCUUCCGCACUUCCGUACUGUCAAACUUUUGUUAGUUUCUCAUAGCACCUUCAAUACUUUACCGAUCUCUUUCAUAUUUGGCAUGUAGAUACCUUGCAUGGACCUCUACCUUUUGAUGACGUUUGAGGUCUCUGGGGUCAAGGUCAAGGUCACCAAAGCUAAUAAAAGAUUUUUCCGUCACAUUUUUGUUACAGUUUCUCAUAGCACCUUCAAUACUUGACCGAUCUCUUUCAUAUUUGGCAUGUAGGUACCUUGCAUGGACCUCUACCUUUUGAUGACGUUUGAGGUCACUGGGGUCAAGGUCACCAAGGCUUAUAGAUUUUUCCGUCACACUUUUGUUACAGUUUCUCAUACCACCUUCAAUACUUUCAUAUUUGGCAUGUAGAUACCUUGCAUGGACCUCCACCUUUUGAUGACGUUUGAGGUCUCUGGGGUCAAGGUCAAGGUCACCAAAGCUAAUAAAAGAUUUUUCCGUCACAUUUUUGUUACAGUUUCUCAUAGCACCUUCAAUACUUGACCGAUCUCUUUCAUAUUUGGCAUGUAGGUACCUUGCAUGGACCUCUACCUUUUGAUGACGUUUAAGGUCAAGGUCACUGAGGCUAAUAUUAGAUUUUCUCAAGGUCUCAUUUUUUUCCGCACAAUUAACCCAUAUAUCGACAAAGCAUCAUUGGGGAGCAUCCAUCAGUUUUACUGAUAUUCUUGUUUUCUUUCUUUUUUCUUGCUGAAUCGCUAAGAGCAGGACGUCCUCGCUUGAGCUCUGUGAAUUAAUAACAUAAUGGUCAUUCAUGUGAACUUUGUCAUGCGUCUGACGCUGCCCCAAUCUAAUAUUGCAUUCCCUUGUAAAUUUUGGAGAUGGUCGCGAGAAAUUCAAAUGGAUUAUAGCAUUGAAAUUUUGGCUGUAAGGAACACUAAUUUUUUAUGGGUUAACUUUUUUCACUAAGUAUUGAUUGAUUUUGAGUGUUUAUAGAUCUUUAAAUGCAUGAGGGUUAUUUAUUUGAUUAAAGUACACAUCAUUUCUUGUUUUUGUCCUUUAGUUAUGCCGGCGACACAUAUUUGUUUAUGGUACUUAAUAGUUCCAAAUAGUCAAAACUAUUGUAUGCAGAUGAUUAUUAUUAUUAUUAUUUGAUAUACUUUUUGACUGUUCAUUGAGUGGGUAAUUUAUUUCGGGCUGUCAACACUUACAGUUGAAUAAUUCAAUAUAUAAGGUAUUUUUUAUUUGUUAACUUUCAACAUAUAGUAAGAUAAAAUAAACCUGAAUACUUGUUAAUUUAAGCCUUGAAAAUGCUACUAAUACUGCUACUACAAAUUUAGGUGAUGUUCUGGAGCUCCAUCAAACACAUUAAACAGAACUUUGAUAGCACA